Zophobas morio is the source of this 5693-nucleotide messenger RNA. RefSeq names its product early endosome antigen 1-like. Bases 35 to 4510 code for a protein of 1491 amino acids. The transcript has 23 exons. Lineage: Eukaryota; Metazoa; Arthropoda; Insecta; Coleoptera; Tenebrionidae. The record is from RefSeq and is a predicted model, not a curated record.
GUCAAAGUGUCAACACGUUUUGAAAAAAAUUGCGAUGUAUGAAAGAAAGAUUGUUGGCAAGCGAAAGAGUUUUACUAAUUUUUCGAUUUACUCCAGUUUCAGCAGCUACACGUUGCGCUAUCGAAAUUGUAACACGUCUGAGAACAAAAAGCAAAGAACGCACGUCGGAAACAUUAUAAAACACAUUUCAACGGGAAUUAAUAGCUUCAUUCUCUUCGCCAACUUUUACUUUAACCACUGUUCGAAGUACAUUUUCAUUGCCAACAUAUACCACGUUUAUGCGACAUUCGCUUACUGGAACUUGUGCUAUUUCAUCACAGACCACAGAAUGAACUGCAGACAGUGUGGUAACGUGGGAACAGACGCAGGGGACCACAACGUCUACCAAAUCCAACAAAUACUAAAAAACGACAUGAUCGACGAAACCGAAUCGAGCGAAAGCUCCAACAGUGUCGAAGCCACGAACCAAAACGCCACAAGAACAAAAAAGUCUCUUUUCGCGACUCUCGUGAAGAAAAAGCACACAGGCCGACCCAAAAUGAAGAUAACCAAAAAAAUCGAGACUUGUUCGACAAUUCGCUUUGGAACGGAAAGCGCGUCCUCGGACCAAGAACUUGCUCACUACCAACUAUCAACUGAAAUGACGCACAACCCUGUUUGCAAACGACCACAUCCGAAGAAAAAGAAACGCGGUUUCUUAAAAAAAAUCAUGAGAUCGUCUAAUAGCAGUUGUAUGAAAGUAGCACCCAAAAAUAAGCUCGGUGAUUCAUCCAGUAACGAGAGCAAAGCUCUAGUUAUGAACAAGCUAGUUCCCACAGCAUACAUGCCGAAGUACAACCUCAAGCUCAUCACCGGGAUGCACGAGCUUCAAGAUAUCUUACAGAAUUUACACCUGAGCGAGCAAUACGUGGUCUGUCUCUUGAAGAAGUACGUCGUGAACGAGGACAUGCGCAAAGAACUACUUGGUGCUACGUUCGAAUUCUUCGCUCUCCAGUACGACUCCAAGUGCCAAGUCAACGUACUGGGCGAUAAAAUGUGGUUCCAGCAACUAGAGAUCUUCAAAGCGCAGGACUACAGUUUAACCAAGCGUUUAAACUAUCUGGUUAAAACCAACAGAGCCUUGGAGCUUCAGUUGGAAGAUCUAAACAGACAGUGCGAAAAGCUGGCGUUUAGGAAAAACGCGUACCCGAAACGGUUUCUUCACAUGAAAUCGUUCGGCAAAGUCUACGCCAAGCAGCUUAUCGACAACAACAAGAAGCUUCAAAAGAAGCUAGUUGCUUUAACAGGAGUUAUUUCUGAUUUUGAAGACGAGCUGGGGAAGCUGCAACACCAGAAGGACGUUCUAGAAGAUGAAAGAAGGAAUUUACAAUCACAGAUUUAUCACUUGCAUCGAGAGGUGGAAAAAAUGGAACAUUACAACCACUUCGAAAAAACCAAGCUGGAGACCCAGACGAACUAUCAGGGUGAGCUAAUCAACGAAGCCGUUUCUACCGUUCAGUUAAUUCUCCAAGACCUUCAAGACUUCAAGUACCAGUUGACGGAGUAUACUAUUGCGGUCGUGUGGCCGGAACUACAGUUGCAGUCUGAAAACCCUUGCUUGACAGACUUAAUCUACCAACUACGUUCCCGAGUUGGACAAAUCCUGCUAGCAAUGAUCACUGCAUACAGAAACCUGACGAUAGUUGCUCAAGACGUAAACAAAUUAAGAAGCACCAACGCACGCCUGCAAGAAAAUCUACAAAAAUCGGCGAACGAAUUAGACAGUUUAAGUAAAAAGCUCGGAGGCUCGGAAUCGAUAGACGUAAGUGUUUUAGAAAUGCAGUGCCGAAAAUUCAAGCAGGAACUUGUUAAUCUGAACGCGAAGCUUGAAAGUAUGUCUGAACAGAACAUCAAUCUGCGUGAAGAGAUGUGCGCUAAGAAGAAAACUAUAAGCGAUAAUCAAGUCAGUAUGAAUGACCUACAGAUGCAAAACCGGUCCCUCGUUGGUCAAAUCGACGAACUCGUUCGGAUAACCUCACAGUCUGGGACCGAAAAUUUGACCAAAGAGUUUCAAUCGAGCCAAGAGAAGUUAGAUUAUUUGAAACUUCGGUGUAACCAGAUCAUCGACGACCAAAAGCAUCUAUCCGAGCGAUUCCACAAUUUGGACUACGAGAAUCAAAAUUUGCACCAAAUCCAGCAAGCGUACCAACAAGAUUUGACCACUUUGCAAGAAGGUCUUAAGGUUUUGACUACUGAGAAUGAAGCUAUCAAGAAGCAGUUAGCGGUGGAGCAUCAAACUAUCACUACUUUACAAAACGAACGGUUAAAGUACUUGGAGGAAAAGAACAUUUUAAAAACUGUGUUCCACCAUUUGAAGUGCGAGGUUUCGCGAAUCCAGCAACUGGAAGGAGCUGUUGCCGACAUGAGCAAAGAAACGAACAGACUCAGCCUCGUAGCCGAAUUCAACAAACAGAUUGGUGAACAACUGAAAACCGAAGUGGAAACAAAGGAAAUGACGAUACUGGAACUGCGACAGAGUCUGGAAAAGUUGAGCCACAUCCAGAUUGACAGUGAUAAAGAGAAGCUGACUCUGUGCGCGCAACUUUCCGAAGUCGUAAGCGUCAAGGAUAAAUUAAGCGACUGUUUGGAAGUCGAGCUCAAAAAGAACAUGCGCUUGGACGAGUCGAAGAAAAAGCUGGAAACCAAUACAAGAAGCCAGUUGAAAAUAUUCGAAGAAAUGCAGAAAAACGAGCGGACGGCUUUGAGGGAGCUCUUGAAGGAUUUUAAGAGUUUGAUAAAGCAGAGGGACUGUCUCGUAUUGAUGCAAGAGGAGAGCAAAAAGAAGUACAAAGAACUGGAGAAACACUACCACGAAUUACGAAAGCAACACGAUGAGACUCUAGACGAAGUUAACAAGAAAGAAGAGGAAGUGAGAAGAAUGGUAGACAGAAUCCAGUUCCAGGAAGAACAGUCGCAACAACAAGAAGAAAACCACAGCAACCAUGUAGCAAAAUGUGAAAAAACGAUUAAAAAACUCGGGAAGCUAUUAGGACAGAUGCGCAACGAAAAAGGAGAAGCGGAAAGUAGCGUCAUGUAUUUGAAAAACAAUUUGCAAAAAUUGCAAAGCGAGUUGGACGACGCACGGAAACAACUGUCGGUUACCGAAAAUAAAAUGAUAUCAAAAUCAACGGAAGCAGCUACUCUCAACUCGGAAUUAACUGCAUCCAACAACGAAUUACAGAUGUUAAGGCAAGAACACGGAAAACUGACGCUGGAGUUGGAAUACGUGAACAAAAUGAAAGAACAGCAACUAACUGAAUAUAAAGAAGCCAUUUCUGGUUUCACCACCAAAGAAUCUAUAUACAUAGAAUCACAAAGUACAAUACGAAACAAAGAACGCGAAAUCAACGAACUGAGCAGAGGGAUUGUAGAAAAAGAAGGCGAAAUCAAACGACUGGAGCAAGAAUGCGGCCAUUUACAAAAACAAAUCGACGACCAAACGAAGAUUUUGAUCGGUUACGAGAACCAUUUAGUUGCACUAGAAGACGUGCAAAACUCCAAGUUGAAAACCGAAAGAGAAUUAACCAACGCAAGAAUGGACUUCACCAGUGUAACCCAGGAAUUGGCGGACGCGCUUAAAGAAAACGAAACCCUAAGAAACGAACUAAAAAAUUUAAUCAAGCGAGGCGAACAAGAACGAACGUUUUUCAAAAGGCAAACAAACGAAAUCAUCUUUGGAUACAGCGAACAGAAAGCCAAUAUAGAAGAAGAAAUCGACAGCAUUUCGGGUCAGCUGAGAUCAGUGACCGAAAAUCUGCGCUCUGAAAAAGUUCGCUUUGACGAAUUGGCCACCGCGUACGACGAUCUUAAAUUAAAACACGUCCAAUUGAAAGAAAAAUUUAGCUUAGAAGGGGCGGCGCAUCAAGAAGUUGUCAGAAAGUUGGAAGAAGUGCAGAGUUAUGUCAAUGUUGUGACGACAGAAAGGGAUAAUCUUCAGCAACAAGUUCACGUACUACUACUUGAAAUUAAUAACGAGAAGGACGUUGUCCAUCGCUUGACCAACGACAAUAGGACGAUUGAACUUAUACUGGAGCAAGGGAAGCAGCAGUACGCUUGUCUUUUGGACAAAAACGCCGCUUUGGGGGAGGAGCUAAGUCAAAUGAAACAGGAAAUGCAGGCGAUAUGCAACACGAAAGACUCUUCAAAAGGGGAAGCAUUCAAAGCUGCAGCACAACUAGAACUGAAAAAAGAGGAACUGAAAUCAGCAAAGGAAACAAUUGACUGCUUGAAAAACGAACUCGGUGACAGUCAGAGAACGCUGUUUGAACUGAAGGAAGAAUACUUCAAGCUGCAGCAACAAGUGACGUCACUGGAAUUUAAAAACUGCGAAUUAACCCUCCAACUUCACGAAACCCAAGGGAAACUGGAAACAGAAAGAAACCUGUUUAGAGAACUGAAAGAAGCUAAACCGGGUAACGACAAAAUGAGUACGGUGGUGCCAUCUGGCGAUGCAGAUCUCUACUUCCCGUAGAAACCUACAUUGACAACUAUCAACAACAAACUAACCUCACUUAUUUCCUUUGCCAACAAUCUACAAAAUAUUAAAUUCUUUGUGAAAUAUGGACAUUAUUUCGGGAUAUCAGCUUCAGCAAUACGAGGAAAUUUUGGGCGAAAUUAAUAGCGAAUUUGAGAAAUCUGAGCAGCUGAAAAGGGAAAUUCAGAGAGCUGAAGAUGCAGUCACUUUUUUGAAACUCAGUUUAGCGUCUUCUCGGUGUAAAAUAAGUCACGUGAAUGUGAAAGUCUUUGGGAGUGUCACAGAAAUUGAGAAUUUAUAUGAUGAGCUGAGCUAUCGUCUAGAUUUUAAUGGGUGUAAAAGUAGUAAUUUCUUUUUGAUUGAAGUGGUUUUAACUAAGACUCUUUUGGCAAAGUUGAUUGGUACAAAGUGGAAACUUCAAAUUGUGGUCAGGGGCGAGAAUUUUUGUAUAAGUAAAAUUGCGUCUAUUGGUGAUGAUAAUUCUGUGAUGGAAAUUAUUCCUGUUGAUAAUUGUAUGUACGAAUGUGUAGUAGAUGUACAUUUAUUUUACAGUUGUGAAGAUGACUGGAUUAUGUUGGAUCUUUCUACUAUCAACGUCGACAUUUCUUAUUAUUUUGAAUCAUACAACGAGAAAAAAUUAAAUACUGUUGUAGAUACUUUUUUAAAAAUUACCAAAUUAUACAAUGGUAACAAAAACUUAACUUGUCUUAGAACACUCCCUCAUGUACAAAACCAAUUCAAAUGUAAUUUUGAUAAACACGGAUUUGUGCCCACUUUUAUUAGAAAUUCGUAUCAUAGGUUAAGUUUAGAGUCAUUUUCAGAGGUUGCUAACGACAGUAAACGUGUUAUAGAGCUUCAAUUUUCAGUAAAUAGUGAGAAAAUUGUUGUUUUUUAUCACAAAGAUACCAAUAUUUUAAAACUGAAAUGUGCCCCUUUUAUGAACGAAAUGUUGAAGAAAUUUUUUGAACAGAAUUUCAAUAGCGAUCUUCAAGAUUUUACAGCUAAGUUGAAAAAAAUCAGAAGUAAGAAAAACGAGUUGCAAAGAAUGGAUUUGGACGAGAUUUUGUCGUUUUACCAACAAAUAAGGCGACUGUGGUUAUAACAAAAAAAUAUUGCGUGAUUUAGUAUACGAGAUUCAAUUACUUAUAGUAACAAUGCUAAAUAAACUUUUUAAAAUGAU